CAACAACAAACUCGCCCACUUCGGAAACCAACCAACCUUAGACAAAAAAGCAGCUGCCAUACUAAACAUUUCAGCCCCCACUAACAAAUCGUAUGAAGCAAUAAUCAAGCGAUAUGAAAUGCUGGCUCGAGACAACAAUUGGGCAAACCAGGACGGAUUCACAAUAUCUCUAACAGCCUUCUACGGUCUUACAUGUCUCGGCGAACUUCUACCAAGCAACCAAGCUGACGGCAACAAGGUCUAG
Racocetra persica is the source of this 244-nucleotide messenger RNA. Lineage: Eukaryota; Fungi; Glomeromycota; Glomeromycetes; Diversisporales; Gigasporaceae. The record is from the annotation of a GenBank genome assembly.